AUGCACAACACUUCAGCUGAGUUGGCUUUUAGGGCCUUUAUAGAGGACAGGUUCUGCUUCGCCCUUCCCCUUGAUCUCGUAGACAACAGAAUCGAAGCUCAUGCCCCUAUACGUCAAUAUCAUGAGUCUUUUCAACUAGAGCUGAAUGAGCUUGAAAGCAACCUCGAUACAUCGAAGCCAGCCUAUAUCGUUCUCCGCCGUGGCGACUCGCUCACAUUCAUCACAUAUGUGCCAUACCGUGCCAAGGAAGAACUUCGAAACCUUUUUCUCGAACGCAGACACAGUGUCGUACAACAACUCGGCGCAAGGUAUAUAUCAUACUCAAUUAUAUGCAAGGAAAUUGCGGAGAUCACAGAUGCUCGAUCCUGGGUAGAACGAGACGCAGAGGCUCUCUCAUUGAGUACUAAAAGGAUCCAAUGCGAUAAAAAGGAGUCAUGUGGUUGCUCUGAGCAUAGUAAGAGUGAUCUGGAAGACGUGGAAUACAGGAAGAACAAAUGUCGGCUUUGUGAUCGUCGCAUGAAGAACAAGAUCUCUUCUGAAGCUCUGGAGGCACUGAGGGAGCUACAGACUCCAUGUACAGCCGUGCAGAUGUUCGUUGACGUCGCCACCGAAACUCUCGAACUGAGCUACAUCAGGAACGGCAUCAUCCCCGAACAUGUCGCAGCGACACUCCCGAAUGAUAGGCCCAGCUUUACCUUCUAUCGCCAUCCAGAUACCCAGCUACUCUACUUCAUAUUCCAUUCCCCCGACGAUGCCACAGUCCAGGAGCGUAUGAAGCACAUAAUGGCUAUACCAGGCCUCAUCAACGUUCACUCUCAUGAUCGAAAUGUUCAUGUAGAUCAGAAGAUCGAAAUACACGAUCCAGAUGACUUGGUUUUCGAAGCCAAAGAUGAGCGUAUUGGCAGAUUUAGGAGCGUAUAUUUAAGGAACAAGUUCGAAGGAACGGAGAGCACGUACGACAAUCUGGAAGCAGACAAGACCUUUUAUGACAAGGUCAGAUAG
This is a messenger RNA of Alternaria alternata, 1002 nucleotides long. RefSeq lists its product as hypothetical. Gene Ontology annotation, cellular component: actin filament; cytoplasm. Gene Ontology annotation, biological process: actin filament depolymerization; barbed-end actin filament capping. Lineage: Eukaryota; Fungi; Ascomycota; Dothideomycetes; Pleosporales; Pleosporaceae. The record is from RefSeq and is a predicted model, not a curated record. The transcript has 3 exons. Bases 1 to 1002 code for a protein of 333 amino acids. Gene Ontology annotation, molecular function: actin filament binding; actin monomer binding.